AUGGGUCUUGGUAAAAGCAAACUCAAGCCCCGGCAGCAUAAAGGGCUGAUCAACUUCGGACGGAAACGGGCGACGAAAGGAAACGCGGCCGCCUCCCCAGGUGGAACCGUAGAGCAGCGUCCCUUGCAGCUGAACACCCCCCGCAUCACUCUCACCCGUGCUUCCCGGGACAGUGUCAUCAGCCUGAGCGCUGUCCCCAGUGAAGAGCAGAAGCCCAUCCAUGAGUAUGCAGACUGGGGCCCCUACUUCCGACACAGGAGCCCCAGCACCAUUGCUGCCUUUGGUUCUCCUUCAUUGAAAUAAGGCAGUGCCCAGGACAGGUGCCCUGAGGGAUAGUGUGCAUCACCCAGCAUGCAGAGCUGGCAGAGGGCAGGAGUGACCUGGAUCAGAGGCAAAGGAUGCCAUCCACUGUGGAAGUAGCCAGCUAUGGCUGGAGAGGGAUAACAGGCAGUUGACUUCUUGAAAAACUUGGAGACUGAGUGCCACAGCUGGAAAGUGAGUGGUCCCAGACAGCUGUCAUCUGAGCUGGCUGGCAUGUGAAAGGACUGGAAGGAGUGACCAGGUGGCUUGAUCCUUACAAUAUGGGCCUGGAGCUGUCUGGGGAAGGGAGUGAACCAUGGGCUAGUCCCUCAGGGGCUCCCCAUUUACUGGCACCUGGCAUCAAACCCACCAUUCCAGUUUGGCUGUGGCACCUGGGUUGGUUUCUUCAGCUCCAAGGAGGCACCAUUUAAGCAUUAAACAGAACAAACUGA
Suncus etruscus (white-toothed pygmy shrew) is the source of this 752-nucleotide messenger RNA. It is a transcript of the gene SPATA33, whose product is annotated as spermatogenesis associated 33. Gene Ontology annotation, cellular component: cytoplasm; nucleus. NCBI's taxonomy places the organism in Eukaryota, Metazoa, Chordata, Mammalia, Eulipotyphla, Soricidae. The coding region runs from base 1 to 303 and encodes 100 amino acids. The transcript is spliced from 2 exons. The record is from RefSeq and is a predicted model, not a curated record.